Messenger RNA from Osmerus eperlanus (European smelt), 1120 nucleotides. RefSeq names its product transmembrane protein 229B (gene tmem229b). Lineage: Eukaryota; Metazoa; Chordata; Actinopteri; Osmeriformes; Osmeridae. Bases 242 to 925 code for a protein of 227 amino acids. The transcript has 2 exons. The record is from RefSeq and is a predicted model, not a curated record.
GGCCCCCAGCGGGAGUUUCCACUGGAAUAUUCAUGACCGUCACGGAGAAGCAUCAUGGAUGAAGAGAUCACCGACCUAGACAGAUUUAAGUUUUCCUCUAAAAACGUGUUCCCGUUGGAUACGCUACUUUGAAAUCGUUGGUUAAACAGAACCGAGGCGUUUAUCCCCAUAUUGAAACUAAACUGCUGGAUCUGGUCAUCGCUACAGCCAUAGUGACGGCACAGUAAGCAUCGUUCAUCACAUGUCUGACUGCCAUCUUCAGGAAAAAAUCACAAGAGCGAGAGCGAGAGAGAGAGAGAGAGGAGAGGGAGAGAGAGAGGGGAACAACCGGACAAAUCAAACAAUGAUCACCACGGCGACCGCCGACGGCCCCCCGGUGCCCCUGACGGUGCUGUCCCGCUGGUACCUGUACGCCAUCCACGGCUACUUCUGUGAGGUCAUGUUCACGGCCGCGUGGGAGUUCGUGGUCAACUGCAACUGGAAGUUUCCGGGCGUGACCAGCGUGUGGGCGCUGUUCAUCUACGGCACGUGCAUCCUCAUCGUGGAGCGCAUGUACCUGGGACUGCGCGGGCGAUGCCCCCUGCUGGUGCGCUGCCUCAUCUACACCCUGUGGACCUACCUGUGGGAGCUCGCUACGGGGCUGCUGCUUCGCCAGUUCGACGCCUGCCCCUGGGACUACUCCCAGUUCCGCUACAACUUCCUGGGCCUGAUCACGGCCGAGUACGCCCUGCCCUGGUUCUGCGCCUCCGUCCUCGUGGAGCGCUUGGUCAUCCACAACACGCUGCGGCUGCGUUACCACCACGCCCCUGGCAGCCAGGCGGGGGCGGGGGGAGGUGGGGAGAGAGGAGCAUGUGGAGGAGGAGGAGAGAGGGAGCGAGACGGAGGGACAGGUGGAAGUGGGAACGGGUAUUUGAAGGUGGACUGACCGGCGAGAAGAAAGGCUGAAUCGGGAAGGACGCCCCCCCACCCCCCCCACACACACACAGUCCCACUACCCUCAGGCUUUGCUCCACCUACCCACAGACAGACAGUCGACUGUCUGACAGACAGACAGACAGACAGACAGACAGAACGCUGGCAAAACGACAUGUCCCAGGCCGCCCAUUCACAAAGGGAGAAA